AACUGAUGCAUUUCUCACAACCCCGUUUCAUAUGUAUGGAUAUUUAUAGCUUUGGAGUUGUUGUCUUUUGGGAAGUGGAUUAAGUACUUCAACCAUAUAUCUUGGCAUUUUUUGGUUUUUUUUGGAGGUUUUCUGAUAUGGGUUUGUGGGGAAAUUGGAAUUGGGGAGGUGGUGUUGCAGUUGAGGAUGUUGACUGCUGUUUUAGGUUUGAUUAAUAAUAUAUAUGUAUGUUUGGCUUUUGGAUUUGAAGAGUAUUCUUGGGUUUCUGCAUUAGUUUUUGGGAGUUGACAGAGAAGAGGAGAGGUGUUGAAAUGGGUGCCGCUGUUCAUUUAGGAGUUAUGAAGAUUAGUUUCAGCUUGAUUGUUCAGACAAAUACUGUUUCAUCAUGUUUAAGUUGAUUCAUUGUAAGAACCAUUUUGCAGUUUGAGGAAGCUCUUCAUCAUCUCCUCUCUUCUGGUAUACAUAAAGAUGGGCUUCCCACAUCGGACGAAAUUGCUUUUGUCCCUAUUCUCCAUUCUCACACUUUUUGUCUUAAACUUCACACAAAUUUCAGGUUUAUCAGGAAGACAAUUGCUUCAAACAGAGAAUGUCUCAGAACCCAUUAGACACUCAGAUGACACAAUAAGGGUGGACCCUUUAGACCAUUUCAACAAGUACAGAGGAGGCUACGACAUCACAAACAAGCAUUACUGGAGUUCAACCAUAUUUACGGGCGUUCCGGGGUAUGCCAUUGGAGUUGUGUGGCUUCUGUGUGGUGUUGGAUAUGGAGGAUUUCUGCUGAUAACCACCAUCUGGUGUAAAAGGGACAAGAGAAAGCUGAAGAAGAAGAGAUCACCCUGCUACAAGCAGUGUUAUCUAUGGCAUAUCCUCCUGGCUUCAUUCUUCACAAUUCUGGCAAUAGUGGCGUCCGGAUUGGUUCUUGGAGGGAAUGCGAAAUUCCAUUCCAGAGCUCGAACGGUGGUGGAUAUCAUCAUGGAAACAGCGAAUAAGGCAUCGGGAACCAUCUAUAACACAACAGGGGCAAUGAGAAACAUAAGACAGAAUUUAGAAACAACUGAUGUAGGUGCUGAAGCUUCAAACUUCCUCACCUCCACAUCAGAUAAACUCGAUGUUGAAGCUGCAGGUAUAGAGAGACAAGCUAGGAAGAAUAGGCGGUUGAUUGACAAGGGCCUGAAGAUAGUGUAUAUAAUCACUACUGUGACCAUUUCCUUGAACCUGGUUGCUGUCAUUGCCCUCUCAGUUUCCGGGUUUCUGAAGUUCAGGAGGGCACUCUACUGGCUCAUUGUGUUCUGCUGGUUCCUAACAUUUAUGUGCUGGUUGUUCUUUGGGAUAUAUUUUUUCCUGGAAAAUUUCUCGAGUGACACAUGCACAGCUCUUGAAGAUUUCCAACAAAAUCCAUCCAACAACAGUCUGAGCUCGAUCCUUCCAUGCGAUGAAUUGCUUUCUGCAAAAUCAGUCCUGUCAAACGUUAGUGCAGGAAUAUACGAUCUUGUAAAUGAGGUGAAUACAAACAUAUCAUCCCUACAGCAAACAUCAUCUCUAAACCUCGCUCAUGUCUGCAAUCCUUUCUCGGCACCACCAGAGUACCAAUACCAGGCUGGAAACUGUCCAGCUAAUACAAUUCCAAUAGGUGAAAUUCCUCAGGUAUUGAAGAUAUUUACUUGUUCUGACACCGACAAUGGCACAUGCAACAAUGGAGAAUUCAUCUCCACUAGCCACUUUAAAACAGUGGAAGCUUACACAACUGCAAUCCAGAGCCUACUGAAUGCAUACCCAGGUAUGGAAGAUCUCGUAGAAUGUCAGACAGUUAAGGAUGCUUUUUCAGAGAUCCUUAUUAAACACUGUAAACCAUUGAAGAGAUACAUUCGGAUGGUUUGGGUUGCAAUGGUUUUUCUGUCAGUAAUUAUGGGAGUUUUGGUUCUGGUCUGGACGGCACAAGCUCAUCAUGAGCAAAACUAUCAUUCCUCAGAUGGAUCAGUGAAACCCCACAUUACAGUAGCAAAUAUGCUGGACUCUGGACCAGCUAAAGCAAGUAACAGUAGCUCAGAAAAUACUUCGGUCUAAUAAAUAGCAAUCAG
Vitis riparia (riverbank grape) is the source of this 2078-nucleotide messenger RNA. RefSeq lists its product as uncharacterized. NCBI's taxonomy places the organism in Eukaryota, Viridiplantae, Streptophyta, Magnoliopsida, Vitales, Vitaceae. The transcript is spliced from 10 exons. Gene Ontology annotation, cellular component: membrane. The record is from RefSeq and is a predicted model, not a curated record. The coding region runs from base 469 to 2064 and encodes 531 amino acids.